AUGUCAGUGGUCACCGACAAGUUGAGCCCCGAAGACCUCCUAGAGGAAUCACAUCUGUCCGACCCGCUGGACUACCCACGAAAGCGAGCAUCCAUAGCUUGCGAGAUUUGUCGCAGUCGAAAAUCACGAUGCGAUGGCGCUCGGCCGAAGUGCAAGCUCUGCACCGAGCUGGGAGCGAACUGCGUCUAUAGAGAACCAACACUCAAAAUCGACGCCGGCGACAAACUCAUCCUCGACCGACUGUCGCAGAUUGAAACCAUUCUUCAGCAACGACUGGUUUACACGCCAACGGCGACUCCAUCCCCACAUGCGGCGGUCGGCCAGGCAUCACCGGUCAUCUUCUCAGAAGAAAUGCAGGCACGGCUCGCUCAUGCGAACCUGAUCAAUGGCGCGCGUGUCUUCGUAACCAAUACGCCGAACCCCGUAACAAAUGUUUCCGCCAUGCCAAAGUCACAUUCUACGCCGGCACUGCACCUGCUAGAUUGGCCUGUAAUCAAAGACCUCGCUUCGAAGUCAAGUGAUCCGCAGGUCUUGAUGCAACUCGAAAUGGCUCGAACGCCCCUCGACCUCAUACCACAGACUUCCAUUCACGCACUCAGACAAGACCUUCAUCUAUACUCACGCAGCUUCUUUGACGGAGUCAACAACUGGUACGCGAUCGUCAAUCCAAAUAAUUGGCACGAAUGCCUCAGAGCGGCAGACAAACUCGAGUUCAAGGAUGGUACUGAAAGCUGCAUGGUACUAUUGGUGGGCGCUCUGGGCGCCGCGGCUCAUUCAGGCAGCAUCUCAUACGUCCAGAGGUCAAACCGGCCUCCUGGACUGGAGUACUUCUGUCACGCUUACUCGAUUCUGCCCAAGCUCACCCUACGGAAUAAUGUGUCGAGCGUGCAAUGUCAUAUCCUCGCGGCAGCUUAUUUGCUGUAUCUUGUCCGACCAUUGGAAGCAUGGAACCUCCUCUGCCAGGCCUCAGUCAAGCUUCAGCUCCUUUUGGCACAUCCCAAUGUCAUACAAUCCGAUGUGGGAGAGCUUAUUGAACGCGUCUACUGGAAUACGCUGUUGAUCGAAUCAGACCUAUUGGCAGAACUCGAUCUACCACAUUCGGGAAUCGUACAUUUUGAGGACAAUAUGAGUCUACCAAAGGUCUUUCCCUUUGAUGCCACCGAUAACGCAGAAAGACAAGGAAAAGAUGACCUGUGGUAUUUCUCUGCAGAAAUCAAUCUUCGAAGGCUUCUCAACCGAGUAUCACACACGAUCUAUGCCGAUGCUUUCAAGCCGGAGCGCAGUCGGCCCGAUGACUUUCUCAACCUCGUGGGACCCACUGCAAACGAACUCGACAGCCAACUGGAUCAAUGGUAUGAGUCUUUACCCGCCGGUCUAAAGUUCACACGAGACCGUGCCGCAGCACGUGAUGAUACUCAGACAGUCCUACGCCUCCGCUACUUCGCAUGCCGCACCAUCAUAUUUCGCCCCUACGUGAGAGUGGUCUUGGCGGAUAGGUGGAUGGCCAACAAAGAAGAUGUAUUAGACGCGUGUCGCAUAUGCCUUGAUGCUUGCAUCCGACAGAUUGAAGACAUUCCAGCACAUCACGCUGGACACCUGCCCUACCUGUGGCAAGGUGUGUUAUCGAUCACCAGCCAGACACUGCUGCUUAUGGGUGCAACACUUUCCAGGCCGCUCAGGAAGCUGUUGCCUCCGCAGAAGCAGGUCGACGCUAUGAUACAAGGCGUCAUACUCGAAGUCGAGCGAUUGUCGCACCUGGCGCCCAGUUUGCAACGCUGCGCGGAGAUCCUUCGCGAAGCUGAGGAUCGGCGAAUCGAGCAGCUGAGGACAUCCUAG
This is a messenger RNA of Dissoconium aciculare CBS 342.82, 1836 nucleotides long. RefSeq lists its product as uncharacterized. NCBI's taxonomy places the organism in Eukaryota, Fungi, Ascomycota, Dothideomycetes, Mycosphaerellales, Dissoconiaceae. Gene Ontology annotation, biological process: regulation of DNA-templated transcription; DNA-templated transcription. Gene Ontology annotation, molecular function: DNA binding; DNA-binding transcription factor activity, RNA polymerase II-specific; zinc ion binding. The transcript has a single exon. The record is from RefSeq and is a predicted model, not a curated record. Bases 1 to 1836 code for a protein of 611 amino acids.